AGCAUGACGUCCAUCUGACAUGACGUGUUGUGUACUUCACUUCCCAUGAGCACUAGCGCCAUGUCUCACAUGACUGUCUCCUGUCGUCACAUGCCAACAUGGCCGCCGCUGUCUCUCCCGAACAUUUCAACAACUUACAGCUUCUGCUGAAGGCUCCAUCCAAAGACGCCGUGAGGGACGUUUGUGUUCAGAGUCACAGAGGUCCGAGUCGGCGGCUGGCAGAGACCACAGCAGCCACACUCAGCAUCCCUGCAGCCCAGGCUGCACAGCUGGUUCAGUCUCUCCACGUUCUGUCCCAUCACGUCCUCUUCUACAACCUCAGCUCUCCGGAGCAGAUCCUCGAGGUCUUCCCGGAGUCUUUCCACUCCAGUCUGAAGAACCUGAUCACCAAGAUCCUGCUGGAGAACAGUCCAACAUGGAGGACAGAAGCUGUCGGUAACCAGAUCUCCCUCCCUCAGCUGAAGGAGUUGGACUGGAGGGUCGACAUGGUGACCAGCUCGGACUCCGUCAGUCGUAUGUCCGUCCCGACCUGCCUGGUUCAGUUCAAGAUGGAGGAUCCGUCAGCAGGUGGCGAGUCGGCUUCUGCGGUGACGGUGGAACUGGGCCGGGAGUCUCUGGACACCAUACUGGACGGACUGGGACGCAUCAGAGACCAGCUGUCUGUGGUCGCUGGGAAAUAGAGACAGAAAUCAGACAGCUGAUUGGCUCGUUUGUAUAAUGACAUCACAGUGGACAUUUGUUACGGACGGAUUGAAGCUGACAUGAAGAUGUUCAUGUUGAUUUAAUGAAACUGAUUGUUUCCUCCUGAAGGUUUGUAGGAUUCAUCAACACUCAGCUGAUUCUUCAGUGAGGAGAUUCUGACUUUGAUAACUGAAUUAUCAUUUCUGUCAGCUGGUAAAAUUACAAAAUAUUGUGAAGUUGAAACGAUUACUUAACUUUUCUUUGUGUCUUAUUUACUUUUUUGUUUUAUAAUUCAUGUCUGGCCACAUGUGAGGCUCAUGUUAUUUUGUCGUUUUGUACAUUAAAUAACUGAUCAGAAGAAAUAUUAAACUGCAGAUAAACGCUUAAA
Messenger RNA from Acanthopagrus latus (yellowfin seabream), 1069 nucleotides. RefSeq names its product COMM domain containing 9 (gene commd9). Lineage: Eukaryota; Metazoa; Chordata; Actinopteri; Spariformes; Sparidae. Bases 99 to 680 code for a protein of 193 amino acids. The record is from RefSeq and is a predicted model, not a curated record. The transcript has 6 exons.